AUCCCCACUUAUAGUAAAUGGCUAAAAUCUCCAUUUCACCAAUUAUUACUCUAGUUCUCAUACUAAAUGUGGUUUCAUACUCAGAAGCAGCACUUGGUGCUCAUUACUAUGAUCAAACAUGUCCACAGGCAGAGAGCAUUAUUUAUCAAACAAUUUGUAAUGCAUCUAUCUACGACCCUAAAGUCCCAGCCCGCCUUCUCAGGAUGUUCUUCCACGACUGCUUCAUAAGGGAAAAACAGGGAUGUGAUGCAUCAUUGUUACUCGACUCAACCCCAGAAAACAAAGCAGAAAAAGAUGGACCACCAAACAUCUCAGUUCGAUCAUUUUAUGUAAUUGAAAAUGCCAAAGCAAAGCUUGAAAAGGCAUGCCCUCGUACAGUUUCUUGUGCUGACAUAAUAGCAAUUGCGGCAAGAGAUGUUGUAGCAUUGUCUCAAGGUCCAUGGUGGCAUGUACUGAAGGGAAGGACAGACGGGCGGGUGUCAAAAGCUAACGAGACCAUAGACUUGCCUUCACCAUUUUCCAACACCACAACACUUAUUCAGAGCUUUGCUAAAAGGGGAUUAACUGUCAAGGAUUUGGUCGCACUUUCAGGUGGACACACUCUAGGCUUUUCACAUUGCUCUUCUUUUAGUGCCCGCUUACACAACAUCAGUGAUCCUAGCAUUAACAGCAAGUUUGCUAUAAACCUAAAGAAGAAAUGUCCCAUACAUAACAAAGAUCGUAAUGCAGGAGAGUUCCUAGACUCGACUUCUGCAAGGUUUGACAAUGACUAUUACAAAAGAAUUACUAUGGGUAAGGGUGUGUUUGGGUCAGACCAAGCUAUGUAUGGAGAUACAAGGACUAAACCGAUUGUCGAUUCAUUUGCCAAAGAUGAGAAACUAUUCUUCAGCGAAUUUGCAGCUUCAAUGGUCAAACUUGGAAAUGUAGGUGUCAAGGAAGAUGGCGAAAUUAGAGUGAAAUGUAGCAUUGUGAAUUGAUAUGUGAGGAUGUAAGGAAAAGGAAGAAAAUGAUUCUAACUUUUUUACAUAAUGAUUUGUUAUUUGACUUGAUUAUAUUUCAUAAAAAAGAAAAUAAAUCUUAGCCA
Molecule: messenger RNA, 1084 nt
Organism: Erigeron canadensis
Lineage: Eukaryota; Viridiplantae; Streptophyta; Magnoliopsida; Asterales; Asteraceae
Product: peroxidase 66
Exons: 3
Coding region: 18-977 (319 amino acids)
Biological process (GO): response to oxidative stress; hydrogen peroxide catabolic process
Cellular component (GO): plasmodesma; plant-type cell wall
Molecular function (GO): peroxidase activity; heme binding
Source: RefSeq, a predicted model, not a curated record